AUGGCUAUAAUAUCGCUGGUGAAUGUCCAGCCUAUUAACAGGUUUAGGGAUAUGAGCAAGCUUCAAGACUUUGAGAUACUCAGUAAAUUGGGUAAGGGUACUUUUGGGGUUGUGGAAAAAGCCAAGUCUGUCAAAACAGGAGAAAUUGUAGCAUUGAAACAGUUGUUAAAUCAUUCAGCGAAGGAAGGGUUUCCAAUCACAGCCAUGAGAGAGAUUACUAUCGUGAAAAAGUUAAACCAUCGGAAUGUUUUGAAGAUACUUGGUAUGAUUUAUGAAGAGCCAAAGGUGUCGAACGCAUCAGAUGUUGUUCAUAAUAGAGGAUGUUUCUACACCGUGAGUCCUUAUAUGACCUCAGAUUUGGUUGGAUUAUUGGAAAAUCCCAAUAUUCAAUUGCAACUACCCCAGAUAAAAUGUUUCAUGCAACAGCUAUUAACAGGAAUACAAUAUAUCCAUGAUAGUAAGUAUUUGCAUAGGGAUAUUAAAGCUGCCAAUAUUUUGAUUAACUCUGAUGGUAUACUAAAGAUUGCAGAUUUUGGUUUAGCAAGAAACUAUCACGGUAGUCGCCCCACUCUUGGACAAGGACCUGGUGGAGGUGAAAGACUGUAUACUGGAUUAGUAGUCACAAGAUGGUAUAGACCACCUGAAAUUUUGUUGGGGGAACGAAAAUAUACCACAGCCGUUGAUAUAUGGGGAGUUGGAUGUGUUUUUGGAGAGUUGUUUCAUAAAAAACCAAUCUUGAGUGGCAAAUCCGAUAGUCAUCAAUGUCAGCUAGUAUUUCAAUUGGUUGGACCUCCUACUAAUGAAGAGUGGCCGGAUAGCACAAGCUUACCCAACAGAAACGACCUUACCAUUGGGUUGACAUGCAGAAGAUCAUUAGAAAGCAGAUUCAUGCCUUUGAUGAAUGAUCCCUUGGCAGUUGAUUUGUUGUCUAAAAUGUUAACCUUAGAUCCAUACAAACGUUAUAAUGCUUUGGAUGCAUUGAAUCAUUCAUUUUUUAGCUCCGAACCAUUACCUGAUACACCACAGCAACUCCCUAAAUUUGAAGAAUGUCAUGAGAUAGAUAGAGAGAGGUUCAAGAAAAUGUCUCAAGGUCAAACAUUGACCAACUCCAACAGUGUGAUAGCCCCAGGAGCACCAAUCCCUAUCCAGACUGUCAAAACGAACAAUAAUGAGCUGGUUAGUGAGAGUGGAUUUAAACUGAUUGCAGCCUCAUCUGUAAGUAAAGAACUGAUAGGAAGUUUCAAACCCGUUUCAAAAAGUGUUGCCCCAAUAUCGAGUUCUACCAUCAACGAUAAGCACAGUACUGGCCACUCCGACAACAAUGGAAACGACGUGAACAUUUCAGUCUCCAGAGGAGGAGGGUACAACAGAGAGCAUCAUGAAGCAAGUUUAAAUGCUUCAAAGACCAGCCCAGAGAUUAAUAGAACUGUCGAAAGUAGCAUAUUCAUGCCCAAGAAGAAGAAGCGUCCUUUACCUCCUCCUUCUACAACUAACAAAAAAAUUCAAAAAACAAAUGACUCUGUUCUGACCGUACAACAAGAGCUAAUUCCGUUAUCCAAGUCAGGGCCAAGACAUUUUGACCCAAUCACAAAAGUGAGGGCAUCAAGUGGUAACAACACAAAUGCUUCCGACUUAAGCGAUGUCGAAGAUGACAUAACAAACGAGGAGGCUUACAAAAGGCUAGAUCUCCAUAAAAAGUAA
This is a messenger RNA of Yamadazyma jaroonii, 1701 nucleotides long. The record is from the annotation of a GenBank genome assembly. NCBI's taxonomy places the organism in Eukaryota, Fungi, Ascomycota, Pichiomycetes, Serinales, Debaryomycetaceae.